GAAAAUUGGAGGUCAAGGGAGUGAUUUCAGGGGGUCUAGGGGCUCAGGAAAUGGAAAGUAGAUUAGGGCCAUAGUAAGAGGAAAGGAGCAAAGGAUCAGAAGAAUAAUCAGAGGAAAAGUGGGUCUAUUGAGAUAAUUUGGAGGGUCAUCAUUGAAAUGAUUGGGUGGAUGAUGAUUAAAGGAAGGGGAAAAGCAUGAAUGCAAAAAUUCAGAGGGGUCAGAAAUAUGAAUGUAGGGUGGAGUUAGUAGGAGACAAUGAGACGAGAGGGAGCUGAGAAGGAAAAUAUGUAUGUAGACUGAGGAUAAGAGAACUUGGAGUGAGUGUCAUGCUGCAUCCUCUCUCACUCGGAGAGGUGGAUACCAGGAAGUCCUAGACUUUCCGGGGAUGCUAUCCUGUCUUCAGUCUUCUGUCCUGCAGGGCCUAGUGAGAGAAGAGAGUAACAGCACUCUACCCUCCCUCUGCCACUGUCCUCUGUCCAUCAUUUCCAUGCCCCGCCCCUCUCCGCCUGUCAUCCCCCUGCCCCUCCCUGUGCCACGGCAGAGGGAGGAGAGGAAGGAUCCGAGGUGACAGAGCUGGAGGGAGGAUUGCCAGGUAUCAACAUCUCCUGCCCUUGCUCCUGUCUAUCCCCGGGCACCAGGAAGACCCCAGAGACGAUGCCCAUCCAGAUCUUUUGUUCCAUAUCUUUCUCAUCUGGAGAGGAGACCUCAAGGGCCUUGGGAGAAAUUUGGGGUAGCCACCAGCGCCAGCCCCCAGACAACUCGGACUCAGAAGAGGAGGAAGAAGAGAACAGAAAGGCAGCAACUAGGAGCAAGGCUGGAGAAGGGGGCUCGCAUGUGGACUUAGUAGCUUUCGCCAAGAACUGUUCCCUGCACGGUGCCAGCCACGUCUUUGUGGAAGGGGGUCCAGGACCAAGGCAGGCCCUGUGGGCGGUGGCCUUUGUCCUGGCGCUGGGUGCUUUCCUGUGCCAGGUCGGGGACCGAAUUGCCUAUUACCUCAGCUACCCACAUGUGACUCUACUGGACGAGGUGGCCACCACGGAGCUGGCCUUCCCCGCGGUCACUCUCUGCAAUACCAAUGCUGUGAGGCUGUCCCAGCUCAGCUACCCUGACUUACUUUACCUGGCCCCCAUGCUGGGACUGGAUGAAAGUGAUGACCCCGGGGUUCCCCUCGCCCCCCCAGGGCCUGAGGCCUUCUCUGGGGAGCCCUUUAAUCUGCACCGCUUCUACAAUCGCUCCUGCCACCGGCUGGAGGACAUGCUGCUCUACUGCUCCUACCGCGGGGGGCCCUGUGGCCCUCACAACUUCUCGGUGGUCUUCACACGCUAUGGAAAGUGCUACACAUUCAACUCAGGUCGAGAUGGGAGGCCUCGGCUGAAGACCAUGAAGGGAGGAACGGGCAAUGGACUGGAGAUCAUGCUGGACAUCCAGCAGGACGAGUACCUGCCCGUCUGGGGGGAGACUGAUGAGACAUCCUUCGAAGCUGGCAUCAAGGUGCAGAUCCACAGCCAGGAUGAGCCUCCCUUCAUCGACCAGCUUGGCUUUGGUGUGGCUCCGGGGUUUCAGACCUUUGUGGCCUGCCAGGAGCAGCGGCUCAUCUACCUGCCCCCGCCCUGGGGCACCUGCAAAGCUGUUACCAUGGACUCGGAUUUCUUCGACUCCUACAGCAUCACCGCCUGCCGCAUUGACUGUGAGACUCGCUACCUGGUGGAGAACUGUAACUGCCGCAUGGUGCACAUGCCAGGGGAUGCCCCAUACUGCACUCCUGAGCAGUACAAAGAAUGUGCAGACCCUGCUCUAGACUUCCUGGUGGAGAAAGACCAGGAGUACUGCGUGUGUGAAAUGCCAUGCAACCUCACCCGCUAUGGCAAGGAGCUGUCCAUGGUCAAGAUUCCCAGCAAGGCCUCAGCCAAGUACCUGGCCAAGAAGUUCAACAAGUCUGAGCAGUACAUAGGGGAGAACAUCCUGGUGUUGGACAUUUUUUUUGAAGUCCUCAACUAUGAAACCAUUGAGCAGAAGAAGGCUUAUGAGAUUGCAGGGCUUCUGGGUGACAUUGGGGGCCAGAUGGGGCUGUUCAUCGGUGCCAGUAUUCUCACAGUGCUGGAGCUCUUCGACUAUGCCUACGAGGUGAUUAAACAUAAACUGUGCCGACGUGGAAAGUGCCAGAAGGACACCAAAAGGAGCAGUGCAGACAAGGGCGUGGCUCUCAGCUUGGAUGACGUCAAAAGACAUAACCCCUGCGAGAGCCUCCGGGGCCACCCAGCCGGGAUGACUUAUGCUGCCAACAUCCUACCUCACCAUCCCGCGCGAGGCACUUUCGAGGACUUUACCUGCUAGGCCCCACAGGCCACUGUACCAAAGGCCUAGAAGGAGGAGAGCUAGGAGAGCCAGGGGCCCCACAAGAGCCCUCAUUUCUGCCUUGGGGACUCACCCCCACUCCCAAGGCAGUCCCCCCACUCCUGGGCAGCUCUUUCCUCCUGUCUGUGGUGAGGAAGGGGGCUGAAUCCUCUCCCUGCCUCUGUCCCAUUCUUUUUUUUUUUUUUUUUUAACAAAACUAAACUAAUUUAAAGAAGCUGGAGUCAGACAGUGAAUUCCAGCGACCCCCUCUCGCUCCAUGCUACCCUCCAACCUUGAUUUCUCUCUGUCUGGCUCAUCUGUGUGUCCUAUCCACAUUCAGCUGCCACUAGUCACUAAAGCCACUCCUGAGGGGGAUGGGUGGGUGGAGGGCAUGCUUGGGGUCUGGAAUUUGACCCCAAACUAGAGAAUGUACCUUGAAGGGGAGGGCUAGUGGGGGGGCAGCUUCCCUAGCCUUAAGAGACCCUUUCAGCCUAGUGACCCCCAAGCCCCCAAGUCUUCAGGCAGGAACUAAGGUUCUAAGUUCUUUCCCCAGUGCUGAGAAGUCUCUAGAGAGGUGGAGUGGAGGAUCUCUUGAGGAACAGAUAGGGGCAAGAUGUGGCCCUGGUGCUGUAGGCCACAUCCUGACAUCCUACGUCAAUACCCCAGUUCAGCUGCUGGAGAGGAGCUCCCAAAGGCAGCCUCAACAUCCCACUGAAUAUCCAGCUGAUUGACUUCCGAUCAGGGAGGGGGUGCCUGUGCCUAACUGGGCUCUCUCCUGGGACCCCUGCACAGGGGCCAAGUCCAUAAAUUUUCUUAUGGAACUCUCCCCAGUUCCCUUCCCCACUUCAUCUGCUUCUCUCAACAACCUCAUCUGCAUUUUCUAUUUCUAUAUGAUACAGACUCUAUAUUGCUAUAUCUCUGUAUAUACUUUGCCCUGUCUGUCUUAACCCCAUCCCCUCUUGUCUCUGAAAACCAUGCUCCCACUUCAUCCCCUUUCUAUGUUUCUGUCCCUGUCACCCCCAACUCCCACCUUGGUCUCUGAAUGCCUUUGCCUGUAUAAAGAGUUGGACUCUCUCCCCUGGUGUCUGUACUGUGUACACACAUCCCUCUGAGAAGCACAAGGCGACGACACACGCAUUGUAACCUUCGCACUGUCUUGGUGGCGAUAUAAAGGAAGCUAUGAAUCACAAGCUCUGCCUCUUUGUGGCCUCACCUUUCUCCCUGCCCAGCACCCUCUGCCUGCCCGCCCUGUGGCCUUAACAUCCCUUCCUUGGCCCACCCAACCCCAAUGCUUUUUACCUGGCUGAUGGCCUUCCUAGGGAAGGGCUUGCUACAGCUAGAGCCCACAUCCACACCGUGGAGUUUGGCUCUGUGGGCUAAGUCCAGGGUUUCCAAGACAGUGCUAUCUGCCACUGGAGAAGCAGGUGCUGAAUGGCAGAAGUAGGGGAAAAGGGUGCCCUUCAGUGGUCUUGGUCUCCUGGGUGCCUAGCCCCUUUCCUUAUCUAAUUCUUAAGCCCACUACUUCUAUAUCCUGGUGAGGUAGGGUUUGAUAGGAAAGAGGAAGAGGCCUAGAAGAGAAGCUAAAAGUUCUACAGUUCUGUCCUUUUCUAUCUUAAUGAGGGACAAGUGAGGUGCCAGACCUGCUACACCACUUCCAUCAGGCAUGAGGGCCAAAGCCCUGCCCCUUCUAGGCCUUCUCUGCCCAUGUCUCUCAGUAUUCAACCCCUGUGUCAGGUCAUCAGUGGGUCUGGAACUGGAGAGUUCGGCUCUGGGAUUACUGGAAAAAUUUGACUCCAUAGUUGUCUCUUAGAGACCAGAUCUCUCCAGAAGGAAGCAAGAGCAAGGCCAAAGGGCGUACAGCAGAAGAACAGCAGGCAGGGCUAUGGGUGAUGCAUGCCUCUGGUCUAAUAAACUGGGUUUCAACCA
Molecule: messenger RNA, 4260 nt
Organism: Suncus etruscus (white-toothed pygmy shrew)
Lineage: Eukaryota; Metazoa; Chordata; Mammalia; Eulipotyphla; Soricidae
Gene: ASIC1
Product: acid sensing ion channel subunit 1
Exons: 10
Coding region: 655-2334 (559 amino acids)
Biological process (GO): sodium ion transmembrane transport
Cellular component (GO): membrane
Source: RefSeq, a predicted model, not a curated record